Molecule: messenger RNA, 2016 nt
Organism: Parnassius mnemosyne (clouded apollo)
Lineage: Eukaryota; Metazoa; Arthropoda; Insecta; Lepidoptera; Papilionidae
Source: the annotation of a GenBank genome assembly
AUGGCAACAAGAUCAGCAAAAGGAAAGAAAGCUGCAGAUGUGAAGGUUACUGAAAAUGUACCAGCAAAAAAAGGUCGUAAAGGUAAACAAGCUACAGAACCAGAAACACCUGAAAUGGAAGUUGAUGAAAAAACUGCAGUACCAGAAAAAAAGUCAAAACGUGGCAAGAAAAUGGAAAGUGAAGAAAAACAGUUGAAUGGCACAAAAGAAGAAGUGGGUCCUCCAGCAAAAAAGAGUAGAAAGAAGAAUGUAGAAGAACCCACACAUGAAGAGCAAUCUAAUGGUGACAAUUCAGCUGCUGAAGAGGAACCCACUCCAGCUGAUGAAGUUGAACAGGAUGAUGAUCAAACAGAAACUAAUGGACAUACAGAGGAACCACAGGGGUCUUCAGUAGGCAAGGGACGUAAAAAACAAACGAAAAAAGAUGCAGCUGCAGAAAAAUCUAGUGGAUUAGAAAUUAAAACUAGGGAAACUGGGAGGGGAAGAAAAAACACUAAGCAGGAUAGUGAAGAGAGUGAUACAGUCAAAAAACCAGAUAUUGUUGAAGAUAAAUCAAAACCUGGUAGAGGAAGAGGGAAAAAAGCACAGGCAAAGGCCAGUAAUGAUUUGGAAGUUGAAGAAAAAGUUGAAGAUCCAGAUGAGGCAAAACCAGAACCAUCUGCAACUAAAGGGAGAAAGAAACAGACUAAAGCAAACAAAGAAAAAACACCAGAUGUAGAUAAGGAAGUAUCUGAAAAUCAAGAACAGAAAGAAGAAGAAGUAGAAGACAAGGUUGAAGAAGAACCCAAAAAGAAAGAAACUAAAAGUCGAAAAAAUCAGGGUAAAAAGGUUUCACCUAAGGAAGACCCUGAGGAGAAAGAUGAAGAAAUAAAAGAAGAAUCACAGCCUGCCAAAAAACGUAAAGGUGCUAAGAAGGAGGAAAAGAGUAAAGGAGAUUCCAAAGAUGAGGAAGAAGAAGAAACAGAAUUAGAAGAAAAAGCUCCUGAAGCAAAACCUACCAAAGGCAAAAGGGGUCAAAAGAAUGCUCCGACAAAACCAAUUGAGACUGAAGAGGAAGUACAAGACACGGGCGAACUAACCAACAAACGUCGGCGCAAGCCCGCCGAGGAAAAGGCUGCUGAUGAUGAAGGCAAAAAGAAAGCACCACUUAAGAAUAAAUGUUCCACUAACUACGAAGAAAUUGAUUUCUCUAAUGCAGCAAAAACAACACAAGGAAAAGAGUGGAAUUUCAAAAUAGCCAGCUGGAAUGUAGACGGCAUAAGAGCGUGGUUAGGUAAAGGGGGCUUAGAUUAUUUGAAAUACGAAAAACCAGAUAUUCUUUGUCUGCAAGAGAUUAAGUGCGCCAAAGAGAAGUUGCCGCAAGAAGUUACAAAUGUGCCGGGAUACCACGCGUAUUGGUUGUGUAGUGAUCAAGAUGGCUACGCUGGCGUAGGAAUAUACACUACUAAACUGGCAAUGAAUGUUCAGUAUGGCUUGCAAAACGAAGAACUUGACAGUGAAGGUCGCAUCAUAACUGCCGAAUACGAGCAGUUCUAUUUAGUAUGCACAUAUGUUCCUAACGCUGGUCGUAAAUUAAUAACCCUACCUAAAAGACUGAAAUGGAAUGAAGAAUUCAGAAAAUAUGUCAAGUCACUUGAUAUGAAAAAACCUGUUAUUAUUUGCGGUGACAUGAAUGUUUCCCAUAAUGAAAUAGAUCUAGCCAACCCUAAAACAAAUAAAAAAAAUGCUGGCUUUACGGAAGAGGAACGUGCGGGCAUGACAGAAUUGCUCAACGAGGGCUUCGUUGACACAUAUCGACAAUUGUAUCCGCAAAAAGCGAAUGCUUACACAUUCUGGACUUACAUGAUGAAUUCCCGAGCCAAAAACGUUGGAUGGCGUUUAGACUACUUUAUCAUGUCACAAAGAUUACUCCCAUCGCUUUGUGACAGUGUUAUCAGAAACGAAGUAUAUGGUAGCGACCACUGUCCUAUUGCAAUAUUCCUUCGCUUAAGUAGUGCUGAUAAACCUAAAGAAUAA